AUGACCUCCGAUUACCAGUACCGCCUGGUUCACUCUCGCGGCGCCAGACCCGUACUCGGCGCCCGAGAUCUGCACGUCGAGGUCGAGACGACUGGCGUCCCUCCCGGCGGCGUUCGUUACCGUUUCGCUACCCGCUAUCGCCCGAGCAAGUCGAGCUACCGCGAUGUUCUGCUCGAAAGGAUCCUCGAGAUGUGCAAAGCCCACAAGCUCACCCCACUCGAAAUCCGCUCCGCCGACCGUCACGGCUACGUCGAUGUCAUCUUCGCCAACGGCGACGACGUGAUCAAGGUCUACGAUAAAGACAUCAGCUUCGACUUUUACGGUACCCAGCCGGAGCUCUUCGAACGCGCUACGCCUGAUCGCAGACACGUCGCUAUGUGCAUCCAGACUCUACCCUCCUCUACCAACCUUAACGAUGUGCAGGUCGCGCUGAAGGACGACGUGAGGAUGCGCAAGGCGGGCCAGAUCGUCGACAUAUGGUCGCUGCACUGCCCCGCCAGCGGUCAAUUCAAGGGCAAGGUGCUCGUCCUGCUGGAGCUGCACACGCGGAACGGCGAAGUGACCCUCGACACCCGAGCGGCCAUCCCUGGCUGGUUCGUCUUCAACGGCAUCGCUUACCUGGUCCGCUUCCCCGACCGCCCCACGUGGUGCUUCACCUGCAGAUACGACACACUCGCCCCCUUUCACAGCAUGCACACUUGCCCCAAAGCGCCCUGCCGCACGUGCAAGAGGAGUGGCCACGCGUCGGUCGAGUGCAAGGUCCGUCGAGCGCAGGUCGCCAAAAAGCAGCAAGGCGGCAGGAGGGCCACGGAGGAUUCAAGCGACGAUGAUGAGGACGAGACGCCUAGGGCGCCGAGCAACGAUCGAGCAUCUAUGGAGCGCAGGUUUGCCGAGUUGGGCAUCCGGGAUCGCAGCGAGGAGGCUGAGGAGCUGGCGAGGGACUUUGGUGUGCUCGCCUUGUCGGAGAGCGACAUUGGCAGUUGA
Molecule: messenger RNA, 984 nt
Organism: Kalmanozyma brasiliensis GHG001
Lineage: Eukaryota; Fungi; Basidiomycota; Ustilaginomycetes; Ustilaginales
Exons: 1
Coding region: 1-984 (327 amino acids)
Source: RefSeq, a predicted model, not a curated record